AGUACCGCUCUCUCCUCUCUCUCUCUCUCUCGGUGGAGGGGUUUAAAAAUGGCGUUUAGGUUCGCGACGGCGGCCGCAAUGCCGAAGCCCUGUUUAUCGAUAAGAGCGAAUCAAUCAAGCUCCCUCGACGUAUCUGAUCUCGCCGACGAUCAUGUCUCUCGUUCGAAGAAGAAUUUCGUCUUCAUCAUCAACCCCAAGGGUGCUAAUGGCCGGACAGGCAAGGAAUGGAAGAAGCUGCUGCCCCAUCUACGCACUCGGCUCGGUGGGCACUGCAACAUAUGUGAGUAUAUUACUUCGGCUCCUUCUCAUGGUGUGGACAUAACAAGGGAGGCAAUAAGGGAGGGGGCGGAUGCUGUAAUUGCUGUUGGAGGUGAUGGUACACUUCAUGAGGUCAUCAAUGGCUUCUUUUGUGUGGGGAAACCAGUGACAGCUCUUGAACGGGGCCCUGGAUAUUCAACGACACUUGGUCUCAUUCCUCUUGGAACUGGCUCAGAUUUUGCUAGGACAUUUCGCUGGAGAAAUGACCCCCACGAAGCGAUAGAAAGGAUUAAAAGAGGUGGUUCUGCUUAUCCUACUUCCUUCAAGCUUCAUCUAGGGUUUAAAUCAAAAAUAGAUGUCGGCAUUAUUACUGCACAUACGGGAGAACAACAUUUCUUUAUUAAUGUUGCUGAUAUUCACUUGAGUGCAAAGGCAGGUUAUUAUGCUUCCAAGUACAAAGGAUUUGGAAAUUUAUGUUAUGUUUUUGGAGCUUUAAGGGCUUUUAUUGGGCAUGAAAAUAGGAAUCUGAAAGUCAAGAUAAAUGGUGGAGACUGGGAAGUAUUUCAUAAAGUCACUGCUAUUUGUAUAGGAAAUGGCAAAUAUUUUGGUGGUGGCAUGAAGAUAACCCCAACAGCUGAUCCAUCUAAUGGAAAAUUGGAGGUUGUGAUUCUUCAAGACUUCAAGUGGUAUGACUUUGUACUUAAGUUGCACAAAUUAUACAGUGGGUCUCAUCUAUCAGAGAAAAAUGUAUGUUUGAGAAGUGUGAAGUCAAUUGAAGUUGUUGAGGAGAUGUCCAAAGGUGAUAUCUAUGUUCAAUCUGACGGUGAACAUUUAGGAUUUCUUCCAGCACAUUGUUCUAUUCUACCAGCUGCAAUCAAUUUCUUCUGCUGAUACAAAUAUUUGCAACUGGCUGUUCUCCAAUUCGACCAUCAUGGCCUUCACUUGCAGCUAGACUAGUUUAUGGAAGCUUGCAACUCGUAUGCUGUGGAAGUAGCUCUUCCUAUUGUACUGCACAUCUCAUUUUCACAUAAUUUCCCUUGUCGGAGGACUUGUGAAGUUAUUAACAAGCAGCUCACGACAAGUCCGAGAGAUUAAAUAUCUAGUAAUUGAAGAAGUUGAAAUCAAUUAUCCAGAAAAGUUGUGACAAGAUCAAACACAUA
Musa acuminata subsp. malaccensis (wild Malaysian banana) is the source of this 1418-nucleotide messenger RNA. Its product is annotated as sphingoid long-chain bases kinase 2, mitochondrial. NCBI's taxonomy places the organism in Eukaryota, Viridiplantae, Streptophyta, Magnoliopsida, Zingiberales, Musaceae. The record is from RefSeq and is a predicted model, not a curated record. Gene Ontology annotation, biological process: phospholipid biosynthetic process; phosphorylation; sphingolipid metabolic process. Gene Ontology annotation, molecular function: ATP binding; lipid kinase activity.